GCCCGCGUCCGCGGAGCCGGAGGAGGCGGAGCUGGCUUGUCCCGGCUCCAGAGCGGAGCGGCAGCCGAGGAGGCGGUGCGGCGAGUCAGGGCGGCCGAGGCUCGGGCGCAGAGGCCUGAGAGGCUGGCAGGAGACGGUGGUAGUGCGGGGAGAGCGGCGCCACGGGCUGGGCGCUCCCGGCGUGAGGCGUGCGCUCCAUGCGUGCGGGCCGAGCGCGGCCCCUGCGAGCCUCCGACAUGAAGAAAGACGUGCGGAUCCUGCUGGUGGGAGAACCUAGAGUUGGGAAGACAUCACUGAUUAUGUCUCUGGUCAGUGAAGAAUUUCCAGAAGAGGUUCCUCCUCGGGCAGAAGAAAUCACCAUUCCAGCUGAUGUCACCCCUGAGAGAGUUCCAACACACAUUGUUGAUUACUCAGAAGCAGAGCAGAGUGAUGAACAACUUCAUCAGGAAAUAUCACAGGCUAAUGUCAUCUGCAUAGUUUAUGCUGUUAACAACAAACAUUCUAUUGAUAAGGUAACAAGCCGAUGGAUUCCACUCAUAAAUGAAAGAACAGACAAAGACAGCAGGCUGCCUUUGAUAUUAGUUGGGAACAAAUCUGACUUGGUGGAAUAUAGUAGUAUGGAGACCAUCCUUCCUAUUAUGAACCAAUAUACAGAAAUAGAAACCUGUGUGGAGUGUUCAGCAAAAAACCUGAAGAAUAUAUCAGAGCUGUUUUAUUAUGCACAGAAAGCUGUUCUUCAUCCUACAGGGCCUCUGUACUGCCCAGAGGAGAAAGAGAUGAAACCAGCUUGUAUAAAAGCCCUCACUCGUAUAUUUAAAAUAUCUGAUCAAGAUAAUGAUGGCACUCUGAAUGAUGCUGAACUCAACUUCUUUCAGAGAAUUUGUUUCAACACUCCUUUAGCUCCUCAAGCUCUGGAAGAUGUCAAGAAUGUGGUUAGAAAACACUUAAGUGACGGUGUGGCUGACAGUGGGUUGACUCUGAGAGGUUUUCUCUUUUUACAUACACUUUUUAUCCAGAGGGGGAGGCAUGAGACUACUUGGACUGUACUUCGACGAUUUGGUUAUGAUGAUGAUCUGGAUCUGACACCUGAGUAUUUAUUCCCCCUGCUAAAAAUACCUCCUGAUUGUACUACUGAAUUAAAUCAUCACGCAUAUUUGUUUCUCCAAAGCACCUUUGACAAACAUGAUUUGGACAGAGACUGUGCUUUGUCACCUGAUGAACUUAAAGAUUUAUUCAAAGUUUUCCCUUACAUACCUUGGGGACCAGAUGUAAAUAACACAGUCUGCACAAAUGAAAGAGGCUGGAUAACCUACCAGGGAUUCCUUUCCCAGUGGACGCUCACAACCUACUUAGAUGUACAGCGUUGCCUGGAGUAUUUGGGCUAUCUAGGCUAUUCCAUACUGACGGAACAAGAAUCUCAAGCUUCAGCCAUUACAGUAACAAGAGAUAAAAAGAUUGACCUGCAGAAAAAACAGACUCAGAGAAAUGUGUUCAGAUGUAAUGUAAUUGGAGUGAAAGGCUGUGGGAAAAGCGGAGUUCUUCAGGCCCUCCUUGGAAGAAACCUAAUGAGACAGAAGAAAAUUCGUGAUGAUCAUAAGUCCUAUUAUGCAAUUAACACUGUCUAUGUAUAUGGGCAAGAGAAAUAUUUGUUGCUGCACAAUAUCUCUGAGUCGGAAUUUCUAACUGAGACUGAGGUCAUUUGUGAUGUUGUAUGCCUGGUGUAUGAUGUCACUAAUCCCAGAUCCUUUGAAUACUGUGCCAGGAUUUUUAAGCAACAUUUUAUGGACAGCAGAAUUCCCUGCUUAAUUGUAGCUGCAAAGUCAGACCUGCAUGAAGUUAAACAAGAACAUAGUAUCUCACCUACUGAUUUCUGCAGGAAACACAAAAUGCCUCCACCUCAAGCCUUCACUUGCAACACUGCUGAUGCACCCAGUAAGGAUAUCUUUGUUAAGUUGACAACAAUGGCCAUGUACCCAGAGGAUCAUUACAGAGGCAGCCUCUCCCGAGACAUGGGCAGCACUGAUAGAAUAGAGAAUUUGAGAAAAAUCUGGGUCUUUCUAAAAACUGCUUUCCAUGCCCGGUUACGCUGUAUGUGCACCUGCAACAGGUGUACAUUUUGCAUCUGUCAGAACUUCCUCAACUCAGACUUGCUGCAAUCUGUAAAGAACAAAAUCUUCACUGCAGUUCUUAACAGGUUAAAAGCCCGUGUAGCUGAGUGGGGUGCCAUGCUGUUAGCAGACGACGAAGGCAGUGUUACUCACCAGGUGCACGCCGUCAGCUCUAUAGAAGAUUCCAUCUUCAUGGAGUCAUCUCAUGGUCAGCUUUUUCUUGAUGACAGGCACGUGACACAAGCUGACCUCAAGAGCUCCACGUUCUGGCUUCGAGCGAGUUUUGGUGCUACUGUUUUUGCAGUUUUGGGCUUUGCUAUGUACAAAGCAUUAUUGAAACAGCGAUGAUUAAAAAUAAUAAUAAUAAUAAUAACCGGCCUACCAAAAGCAAAUACUUUUAUGUACAUUCUGAAUGCUUUAAAUUCUGCUAGAAAUAUUGAGAUAUUUAUACAUGCAGAGUUACUUUAUUAAUAUUUGUAAUUCAUGCAUAAGAGUAUUUUACUGAUAGUAAUGACUGCAGUAUUAGCUGGCAUGUGGAAAGAAAACACCUUAGUAGCCAAACUUAAGUGGCUAAAUUUCAGAGGCCAAAAGGGAAUAUUUUGUAAAUAAUGUAUAUAUUCAAGCAAGAUAUGGUCUCCCAAACUGAGUUCUAGAAAUGGUGUUUGCAGACAUUUCUACAUUAGUGUCAUAGUGUUCACUUGGCUCACUCUGCUAGGUGUCAGUCACCAGAGACUGUGUUACUCAUGGAUCACAUAUUUAUUUCACGUUGACUCAGAAUGACCCUUUGGCUUCUACAGCCAUUUCUCUCUAUUUUUAAGAUCACACAGGAGUCAAGGUCAGCUUUCCAAAACCACUUUGUUUCUGCUACUUACGGUAGGCCAGCAUCAAAGCCAUUGUGAAAUCUAGAAAAUUGUGUAUCUGGGUGUGUGGCUGAGGAACUGAGGCAGAAGCAGUUCGCAGAGGUGUUACCUAUGUGACUACAUUGCUUCUUUGUCAGUGUGUGGGAUUUUAUAGCCCUUUCAAUCAAAUGAGAAAACAAUUUGUAUAUUAUCAGUGUUUUCAGUUUAAAUAAACAAGCCACCCUGACCACUGCUGAGUUUCACCUCAAGUGGAGACCGUUCUAGAGUGGCCGUGUCUGUUGUAGUGUCGCCUAGCUGCAUGUGUUGUGAAGUCUUCUGCAUCUGGCCAGGAUAAUCUAGAGGCAACACUUUUUUAAUGGUAAAAUAAAUCUAAUGACUAUAAACUCUCACAAGAAACCUAUUUUUUCCAUCAUUGACCUUUUCAGGUAUUUAAAUAAAUAACUGCUGUGUAAUGUGAUCUUGGGUUUUUGUGUCUUAUAAAGUAAGUGUCUCUGUUCACAUGUAUGGCAGCUCCUCUGGUUUCUACCUUUCUUAGGUUAGAGAUUAUUUUUUAUACAAAAACAUAAUACUCAGUAGGAAGGAAGCUGAAUAGGAUUUGUGUGUCUAGAUCUGUCUACAGUCUAGAGGUGUGUCCUCCGAGGCCAGUGUGCCUCUCCCUGCGCCGACUGCUGUGGCCUCUGCUGGCUCAUGUUAGUCUUCACCUUUAAGAUGAUGCUUCUUCCCUCCACUGUUCUGAGGAUAGUUUCUCACAUGAUCACACUUCAUGAGCAACUAAUAGCAACUUCGUGCAUUAUAAACUUGUUCUCUUGCUUAUUCCCUGUCUUUCCUUCCUCUUCCCAUUUUCAUUCUGAGUUUGAAGAAAAAAAAAUUAAACAUGGCAACACCUCAUUUUUAUCAUUUUCUUUAAAUUUUGUAUUUCACUGUAUUUAUUUUAUAUAUCUGUGUGUAUAUGGGCCCGUGUGUGUGGUCAGAAGACACAUUAGAGGAGUCAGUCCUCUGGUACAGUGUGGUCUUGGCGUGGAACUCAAGCUGGCAGUCUUGGUAAGCAGGUGCCUUUGCCCGCUGAGCUAUCUCUCAGGCCCUUAAUUUUCAUUGUUUUCUGACAAUUUCCCAUGUACCAAAUAAAUUGAUCUCAGUUGCACACUC
Molecule: messenger RNA, 4114 nt
Organism: Peromyscus leucopus (white-footed mouse)
Lineage: Eukaryota; Metazoa; Chordata; Mammalia; Rodentia; Cricetidae
Gene: Rhot1
Product: ras homolog family member T1
Exons: 22
Coding region: 198-2456 (752 amino acids)
Biological process (GO): mitochondrion organization; small GTPase-mediated signal transduction
Cellular component (GO): mitochondrial outer membrane
Molecular function (GO): GTPase activity; GTP binding; calcium ion binding
Source: RefSeq, a predicted model, not a curated record